Molecule: messenger RNA, 3145 nt
Organism: Ostrinia furnacalis (Asian corn borer)
Lineage: Eukaryota; Metazoa; Arthropoda; Insecta; Lepidoptera; Crambidae
Gene: side-VII
Product: sidestep VII transmembrane protein
Exons: 16
Coding region: 47-2620 (857 amino acids)
Molecular function (GO): protein binding
Source: RefSeq, a predicted model, not a curated record
GUCAACUGUGUGAGUGUGUCGUGUGAUGGUCGAGUGACGCGCCACGAUGCUGCCGCUCGGCCGGCUGCUGCUGACCGCGGCGCUGCUCGCGGCGACUUACAUGGCGAUGGCCGCGAAAAAUGUGCCGAUGACGCAAGUGGUGGCCGUGGCGGGCGAACCGGUGUACCUGCCGUGUGACAUCUCCACGCAGGACGAGGAGGAUGCUGUGCUACUCGUGCUGUGGUACAGGGAGGACUUGGGGACGCCCAUUUACAGCGUCGACGCCCGCGAGAGAGACUUCGGGGUAGCAGAGCGGUGGUCAGACGAGAGCGUCUUCGCGUCCAGGGCCUACUUCCUGCCAGAGAGGAGGCCGGCUGAACUGGGAGUGGACCGGGUCCGUGCCUCCGACCAGGGCGUGUACCGGUGCCGGGUCGACUUCAAACAGGCCCAGACGAGGAACUCGAGGGUCAACCUCACUGUCAUUGUGCCUCCAAACAAGAUGAUCAUCAUCGACGACAAGGGUGACGUCAAGCAGGCCAUCGUCGGGCCUUACAUCGAGGGCGACUCCUUUACGCUCAAAUGUGACGUCUCAGGAGGUCGUCCAAGGCCCUGGGUCAAAUGGUUCAGGGAUGAAAUUGAGACUGACACUCCUGCCUCCCCCCUUUCUGGAAAUGGAGUUCGGGGUAUCCUGAGGGUGGGGCCAUUGACCCGGGCUGACGUCAGAGCGGCCCUCACGUGUAGGGCCUCGAACCAUCCCCGAGCGCACCCUAUCGAGACCACACUUACUUUGGAUAUGAACUUUCCUCCCCUCACAGUGCACAUCCUCGGCUCAAACCAGCCUCUGUCAGCAAGUAGGAGGUACGACCUCCUCUGCCAGAGUUCAGGGUCGAGACCUCCCGCCUCCAUCACGUGGUGGAAGAACGGGCAUAGGAUCAACAACGCUAAGGAGACGCUAUCUACCGAUGGCAACACAACUACGUCGACGGUCUCCUUACAACUCACCAAAGCUGAUGCUGGAGCCAAGUUGGCGUGCAGAGCGUCCAACCCUCAGAUGCCGUCUGUGCCGGCGUUGGAAGACGACUGGACGUUGGAUAUUCAAUAUGUACCAGAAACAGUAGUGCGGUUAGGCACUAACUUAGACCGCACGAACAUCAGAGAGGGCACCGAUGUCUACUUCGACUGCAUCAUCAACGCACAUCCCUACGUUUACAAAGUGGAAUGGAGGCAUAAUGGCAAAACGCUGCUCCACAAUGUGGGACAAGGCGUGAUCAUCAGCAACCAGUCGCUGGUCCUCCAAGGAGUGGGCAGGAAGACGGCUGGCAACUACACGUGUGUGGGCUUCAACGCGGAGGGCGAUGGCGAGAGCAAGCCUUUCUCGCUGGAUGUACUUUAUGCCCCAACGUGUAGAAGCUCCCAGCAAAGAGUCCAUGGUGUGGCGAAGCAAGAACGAGCUCACAUCACUUGCCACGUCGAUGCAAACCCCCCAGAAGUUGUUUUCCGAUGGACCUUCAACAACACGGCGAACAGCAACGAAGUGAGCGACACAUACGUGUCCAGAACCGGCACCAGUUCCACUGUGACUUAUACUCCUCACACAGAGAUGGACUACGGGACCCUGCUGUGCUGGGCCCAUAACAGGAUAGGGAAGCAACGAGUGCCUUGUGUGUACCACAUCAUUGCCGCUGGUCGGCCAGAUCAAGUCCACAACUGCACGGUGGUGAACGCCUCUCUGACGUCGUUCGGGGUUCGAUGCUCCGAGGGAUUCAACGGGGGCAUGCCACAGUCCUUCCUUUUGGAAGUCCGAGAUAUUGUGACACAGGAGAUAGUGGCCAACGUAUCCAGUGCAGUGCCUCGGUUCACUGCAGUUGGCCUCCAACCAGGAAAAGUUUAUGCAGCUGCAGUUCUGGCGUAUAAUGCCAAAGGGAGAGGCGAUCCUUACCCUCUAAGGGCCACCACUCUGAGGCCUCCGGAGAAACACCACGUCCAUGAUAAGAGCUUAGACCUCCCAAGAACAGCCUUCCAAAUGUCGGGCGCCAUGUCAGCAGCGGUGGGAGGCGGUGGUGUGCUCAUGGUAGUACUAGUUCUCUUCAUGAUCGCUGUAAGACAGCGCUGUGCCAAGAGGAAGCCAAGGUCUGCCCCUCCACCGUCGUCUCAGCCAGCCUCGCCUGACAAACUGAGGGAGAAGGAUGAUAGUGAAAGCGAUGACAGAAACCCUGAUAUUAUACCGUCGGAUACUGAUCAGAUGCAGAUGGACUACUACCGGCAGCAGCAGGUGUCUACCAUCUCGCCGCCACCUGGCAGCAGGGGGCCUAGGGGCAGCGUGGCGGGGGUCAGGGGAGGCCUGCCGGGGUACUGUCCCCUGAGGACCGCGCCGCCACCCUCGCAUCCUAUGCACGAGCCUGUAAGUAUAACAGACUACUGGCAACUGAAGCCUUCAUUCCAGAACUCCACAUCGGGCAUCCCGCCGCCCGCGCGUUUCGCAAGCGGAUCGUGCACGCUCCCGCGCGGAUCCACCAUCGGCGCGGGAGACACCCGAUGCGGCAUCCCGCUCCAACAUCUACGUACGCUCCCCCGCCCGCUACCCGCGCCCGCGCCCGCGCCCCGCGCCGUCCGCGACACCCCCCGCGACACGCCCCUCUGACAGACAACGCAACUAUAGGACACGUGUACAUACAAAGACUAAAGUGCUCAACUUCGUAACCGCACUGUUAGGUAGAAAAUAAAAUACUCAUUUGUACAUUCCCAGUGUAAAUAGUUCGAUUAGCGGGUGAUUUUCCUUUUUCAGACGUAAACGGUUGUGAGAUAUGUAAAAACUAAACCAGUUAUGUAAAUUUUAGUACGAUUUUGAACAUUUGUGAGUCGAAGUGUUGAAUGAGAAUGAACUGUAAACACUUCCUAUUGUAAUAUAGUUGAAACUAAACUGAUAUUAAUAUAGUCAUUAUAACAUAAUCACUAACAUGUGAUAAUAUUAUUAUUGGGUGCCUCGAUAGUUUUGUUUCUGGUUUCCGAAAAGUACAAAAUAGACAAAUACUUGACUACUCGUGUACGUCUCUUGUGAUCCAACUCAUUUACUAAAGUCCGGUCGCCGAGCAGAUAGAAUUUCGUCGGCCGCAGUGAGUGUGUAAGAGCGACAGCAAUAUAAUUACACGCGAUAAGGAUGGGUAGC